CCUGAACUGUCACGAAUCGCGCAAGUCCCCCACUUUCCUUCCCUUCCAGCGAAUGAGCACGCGUUCCCAACGAGAGCGCGAAAAUUGGCUCUUUUAGUCUGUUUCUCUCCUUCUUUUUUGCAGCCGUCCCUUUAACACCGUCACAGGUCCCCCUCCUCCUUUAGAAUUGUUUGUCCUCCACGCGUUCCCUCUCCAAGAAUCGUCAGUGUGCCAUCGGUUCGUUUAAUAGACCCGCUGGUCUGUCUCAGCAGGUUUAAUUUGGCAUCGGCAAACGUGACAGGAAGGAAGAGAUCACCGUCAUCGGCCAGACAAAUUUUUCUUCAAACCAACCAAGUUUCGAGAACAUGAACACACCUUCUUCAAAAUCAAACUGAUCGUGAAUACAUCUGAUUUCUUCAGAGUUUCAUUUUGUUUCAACUGUUCAUCGAGUGUCGCCGAGUAUAAGAAUACACUUGCUCACAGUUUGUUGAAUUUUCAUCUCUACCAUGAAACACGCCCGUGUGAUAUUGGUUUGAGUGUUGGGGAGACUGGUUGUCGAAAUACAGGCUGCAAGAUACACCCUGAAAGGCAGGUGGUAAUUCAGUUUCUCUGAUGGAUUAACUCGACAAACAUACGUAUACAUAUAAUCAACUGGACUCUUAGAUAUUGAAUUUGAAACGAUCGCAAGCACGGCGAACAUGGAAGAGGCGGAUGUUCAGCAAGAGUCGAGGGACCAAGUGGGCAACUUGAUCUUUUCUCCACCGCCGAUGAAAAAGUCCGACACGAGGGAGAGUAUCUCCUCCGUAGAUAGCGACGUGAGCCUGUCUUUCGAUCGGAGAGGUUCCAAAGGAGAGGAGGCUGACCUGUCGGACAGUGGGAGUUCCGACAACGAAAGAAAAGCGAACAACGCGAUGAAGCAAUCUGCGAAAAACUGCGAUCCAGACUCGGGAGCCGAUUCCUUGGAAGAGAACGUCGUAAGGGAUCCGAAGGCUCAGAAGCAGGAAACGUCGAUCGAAGUAAGUACAGCAACCCAAGAUGAUUUCGUUCUGCCGAGCGACGAAUUGGCCGAGAAAAUAUGCGCCCAAGUGGAAUUUUACUUCUCCGACGAAAACAUCGUGAAAGAUGCUUUCCUGCUGAAACACGUAAAGAGAAACAAGGAGGGAUACGUGUCGUUGAAGCUCAUCUCGAGUUUCAAACGUGUGAAACACUUGAGCAGAGACUGGAGGGUUGUCGGGGCCGCUUUGGCAAAGUCGAAGAAACUCCAAGUAAAUCCACAGGGUACCAAGUUACGCAGAGUCGAUUCUUUACCGCCUUUCGAUCAAACCACUCCAUCGAGGACGAUACUAGCCGCGAGACUUCCGGUGGAGAAAUUGUCGGUCGAAUUGGUGGCUGAGAUCUUCAGACCAUGCGGAGAGAUCGCUCUCAUUAGAAUACUUCGACCUGGACAUCCAGCACCAGCUGAGGUGCGACAAGCAAUCGCCAAAAGGCCAGAGUUGGCAUCGAGCGAGGAGUGCGCCAUGGUCGAGUUCACGGAUUCAGCGUCCGCUCGUGCCGCCUUACAAAUGACCUUGGGCGAUGCCAAGGUAUUUGAGCUGCAACAAUCCAGCGACAAGAAGAGGAAGCAACAACCAGCAAAGAAAAGUGCCCUGACAAGAUUGACCAAAGAGGAAGCUUACAAUUCCUCAAGUUGCGCCAGCGGGUCCGAGGCAGAAGAUGGAAGAGCCAGACACAAAAAACCCAUUUAUACUUAUCCAAUAUACCAUGCCCCUUAUCCGGGCCACUCGUAUCAAGGACCCCCGUCACCAGACGCAUGGCUGCCACGUCGGUUGUCCGCUUGUUCUGUCUCAGGCUCGGACAACGGUUUUAUUCUGCGUCGCUUGUCUUCCUGUUCCGGUUCAGGCUCCAGUUCCGAUGCUGGAAGCUUCGGCAGACGUUACUCUGCUUGUUCUUCUGGCUCGGAGACCGGUUACUGUCAUCCGGUUUUCCCGCCGAGUUACUGUUAUCAAGAGAAUCGACGUUUUUCUUGCUGUUCGAGUUCCGGCUCCGAGUGCAACGGUGCUUGUUAUCAUUCUAGUCGCCGCGGUUCUGCGGAUUACGGGCCGUUUUUGAGAAGGCUGUCUGCCUGCAGUCGAGACUCUGCCUUCGACACAGGUUCCAGAAGGAUAUCCCUGUGUUCUUCCGGUUCUGAGCAGGGUAGCUACUGUCGAUCCAGAAGCAACAGUGGCAUUGCGUUGACCCAUCUUCCGGAGAAUGUGACGAGAAUGCCGUCUGGACCAGAUGGAACGCGUGGAUUUGGUAGACCACCCAAAAUGAAUAUCAUGUCACCAUCUAUGGAACCCACUUGUUAGAUAUCAGUUUCAUUGAUUCGUUGUUUCUUCUUCUAUUUGUCGAAUUUUGAUCAAUUUUGUUGUUCCAAAAAAGAGAAGAUGUAUAUGUAUAUAUAUAUAACACACACACAUAUAUAUUUUUAAAGACUUUUAUACAAGAGAUCUCUGAAGUUUAAUAAGUUUGCUGAAAGUUAAGCAAAGUAAAUGAUGAUGUACAAAUACGUCAGUUGAUAUACAAGUAUAUCUACCAUAGUUUAAUAUAUGUAUAUUAGUUGUACAUAUACAACUGGAUGACGUUGUUUGAAUUUAUAGGUGAAUUACACAUUUUUCAUAUGUGCAUUGUUUUUCAUGUAACGGAGUUUAAAGCGACCUGUAUUUUGUACACCUAUGAAAGAUUUAAUUUCCUCUUUCAUUCAUGUUUCUAUUUAAUAUGAUGAGACGAUUUUAAUUGCUUAUAAAGGCUGCCUGUAAUCGCCUGUAAAAUGAGUGUGUUUAAAGAAAUUCAUAUGACUUAAUUUACCUAUAUUAAUUACAUAUUAUUUAACAAUAAGAGAUUUGCCUCUGAAAAAAUAUGUAAAUAAUAGUGUUAUAAUAGUAAUGUAAUUGUGAUAAGUAUACGUGAAAGCCGUAUGAAGCCUUACAUAAAAAUGUUUGAUGAUGAAGUUUUGUGAUAUUAACGAAUGAUGUACAGACUUCGAAAUCGUGUGUAUAUAGAUUAUACCUCUGUAGGCAGACAUGCAUUUGUAUACUGUUAAUGAUACUCAAUCAGCAAUGUAGUUGGACAUUUAAAGAUACUAUAAGAAUAUUCAUGAUAAAUGUUAAUUGUAUAAACAUUUUAAAAAUAUGUGAAAAUAUAUUGGUACGGUAAUUUUCUAAUUGUGCCAAUUUUGUAUCAGAUUUUGAUCAUUCUAUGUCGUAUUCAAAUUGAAUCUAUAAAUAAAUUUAUAAUUAUUUUACCUGUUCUUAAUUGUAAAAUUAAUUUUUUAUAUAUUAGAAAAAGAUUGGAAAAUAUUAUUUUUUUAAAUAUUAAUAUAAAAUUAAAUUCUUGGUAUCAUACAUAUACAUAUAUAUUAUAUAUACAUACGUUUAUAAAUAUAACUCAAUAA
Molecule: messenger RNA, 3412 nt
Organism: Frieseomelitta varia
Lineage: Eukaryota; Metazoa; Arthropoda; Insecta; Hymenoptera; Apidae
Gene: Achl
Product: la-related protein 6
Exons: 3
Coding region: 678-2327 (549 amino acids)
Biological process (GO): RNA processing
Cellular component (GO): nucleus
Molecular function (GO): mRNA binding
Source: RefSeq, a predicted model, not a curated record